AUGAUGCAACUAAGUAAUUCUCAAGAAUGCAGUAAUGAUGGUGGUAGUAGUAGUGGUGGUAGCGGUGGUGGUGGUGGUGGUGGUAAUGGUGGUAAUGGUGGUAAUGGUGGUGGUAAUGGUGGUGGUGGCGGUGGUAGUAAUGGUGGUGGUGGUGGUAAUGGUGAUAGUAAUGGUGGUGGUGGUGGUGGCGGUGGUAAUGUCUUUCCUGUUGAUAUCAAAAUUUUGGUUGUGAUGAUUUUUAGAGAUCGAGAACAUAUACUGCGAUACAAGACAAGAUCGACAGUAAAGUGUAUGGCAUUCACAGACAGGGUAGCCGGCUAA
Corticium candelabrum is the source of this 321-nucleotide messenger RNA. RefSeq lists its product as uncharacterized. Lineage: Eukaryota; Metazoa; Porifera; Homoscleromorpha; Homosclerophorida; Plakinidae. The coding region runs from base 1 to 321 and encodes 106 amino acids. The transcript has 3 exons. The record is from RefSeq and is a predicted model, not a curated record.